GUUUUCUGAAAGUGACAGCUUGGAGCCUCAACUUAUGACUCACAGCCAGUUUCUUUUCCUUCUUUAAUUAAGCAAGUUGACUAAGAUUUGGUGGCCAACUUUGAUUUCUCUUCUUGACCGCCAAUUGUAGGAUGUUGAUUAUUCAACACCAACCCCUUUGAUCUGCCCAAUCCCCUUCAAACUACAAACCUAUUCUGGUCGUAGCUCCAUCGACAUAGUCAUUUGUCGUUGCACGCGGUGGCCACCCAUUGCUGGAGCUGAGUUCACAUGCCUACACCGUGAACCGCCGAAACUAGCGCUCUUCCCCCUGCUCAUCGGUGUUUUCUUCUUGUUCGCCCCAACCUAGCGCCCGUGCUUGUUGGAUUGCUGUUCUUGAUUCAAUCCCGUUCACCGGUCAGCUCCAGGAAGUCUACUCGGAAUAGCCGUGGCCACCCAUUGCCGGAGCUGAAUUCGCAUGCAUACACUGUGAACCACCAAACCCGGUGCUUGUCCCUUACUCAACAGUGUUCUCCUACUGCUUGUCCAAACCUAGCGCUCGUGCUUGCCAGACUGCUGUUGUUGAUCUGAUCCCAUUCGUCAGGUUAGCUCCAAGAAGUCUACUCGAAAUAGUGCUCUCCUCCUGCUCGUGCUUGCUGGAUUGCUGUCGUUGAUCUAAUCCUGUUCACCGGUCUGCUCCAGGAAUUCUACCCAAAACAGUUGACGGAUACACCCAUGGCCAUUGGGGAGAUCCUUUUGAGUGCCUUCCUUCAGGUCCUGUAUGAGAAGUUGGCUUCUCUGGUAUUGGACUAUGCGCAAAGGGAAGAAGCACCGCCCUUCUUUGGAAUCGGCAUCGACCUGCUCAAUAAGUGGAAGAAGAUUCUGGACACAAUCAAUGCAGUGCUGGAUGAUGCAGAGGACAAACAACUGAGCGGUGAAGGUCCAGUCAAGUUGUGGCUGGACGAUGUUAGGGACUUGGCCUAUGACAUGGAAGACUUGCUCGAUGAGUUUUUGAGCGAAGCCACUCAGGCCAAGUCAGAAGCAGAUUCCAGCACAAGCAGAGGUCAGGUGAAGUUCUAUUUUUUUAGCCAACAUAAGUCUUCCAGAUCAAAUCUGAAACCACGCUCGCUUGUGUCUGAAACUGAGGUACAGAAGAUCGAUGGCAGGUUGGAGGAUAUUGUCUCCAGGAAGGCUUAUCUAAGCUUGAUAGAGAAUGUUGUGGGCAAAACUGACUACACUAACAAUAGGCCCCAGAGCACUUGUCUGCGGGAGACUCAGUUUUUCGGCAGGGAGAAGGAGGAAGCAGAGAUACUCAAACUGUUGAAUGGUGAAGCCAAAGAUUCUGAUGCCAUGCUGAGCAUACUCCCCAUAGUUGGGAUGGGCGGUGUUGGCAAGACAGCCUUGGCUCAGAGGCUGUAUAAUGAUGCCAAUGUAAGCAGCUGUUUCGAGAGGAGAGCAUGGGUUUGUGUUUCGGAUGUUUUUGAUGUUCUCAACAUAACAAAGACUAUUUUGCAGUCGAUCACCGAGUUGUCUUGCGAGGACAAAGAUCUUAACUGGCUUCAAUCUAAGUUGAAGGACAAUCUAUCAGGGAAGAAGUUUCUUGUGGUUUUAGAUGAUGUUUGGAAUGAGAAGUACGGAGAAUGGACUGCCUUCUUAAAGCCAUUUGAAGUGGUCGCUAAGGGAAGCAAGAUCAUUGUUACAACUCGCAACUAUUCGGUUGUUUCCUUAACAGGAGCUUCGCCGUAUCCUUUGGAGGAGUUGUCCGUUGAUAAUUGUACAUGCUUAUUAGCCUGUCAUGCUCUUGGAGCAUCAAAUUUUGAGGGGCACCCAGAUCUUGAAGGAAUAGGCAAGAAAAUGGCUGAAAAAUGUAGAGGCUUACCUUUGGCAGCAAAGAUGUUGGGCGGUGCCCUAUGUAAUGAAAGGAACCAAGAUAAAUGGGCAGCUAUAUUAAAUAAUAGAAUGUGGGAUCUUCCGACAGAAAAAAAUGAUGAGGUUCUCCUAGUUUUGAAAUUGAGCUAUGCCCAUCUUCCUUCUUAUUUGAAGAGAUGUUUUGCAUAUUGUGCGGUGUUUCCCAAGGAUUACGAAAUUGAGAGGGAUGAGCUGGUACUCUUAUGGAUAGCGGAGGGCUUUUUAGAUGGACAAACAGCAGAGGAGAAUAACUUGAGAUUAGGACGGAGUUACUUCGAUGAGUUAGUAUCCAGAUCAUUUCUUCAACAAGCAAAUGUCGACGUAUCUAAGUUUUCAAUGCAUGAUCUUUUGAAUGAUCUAGCAAAGUCAAUUGCUGGUGCGACUUGUUUUAGCUCAGGGGAGUCUCAGCUAGCAGGUAGCGAACAUGAUGCCUCAUCUCUUGAAAAAACUCGUCAUGCAUCAUUCGCCUCGUCAUGCUAUGUUACAUCACAAUGCAUGAAAGCAUAUCACCGAAUGAAGGUACUAAGAAGUUUAAUUCUAGCGCGUUUUGGAUCUGGAGGGAACACAAGCAAAUUCUGUAUUUCCAACAAGGUUCUACAUGACCUUCUAAAAGAAUUGAAGUACUUGAGGGUGCUCUCAGUAUCUCAUUGCUCCAUCAUAGAGGUGCCGAACUGUAUUAGUGAUUUAAAACAUCUUCGAUAUCUCAAUUUCUCGUACACUGACAUUGUAAUGCUACCCGAGUCGAUUGUUGGCUUACGCAAAUUACAAGCUUUGAUCUUAAGAGGUUGUCAAAAGCUUUCUAUGUUGCCUCCAUGUAUCACAAAAAUGGUCAGCCUACAGUUUCUUGACAUUAGAGAUACAAGAAGUUUAAAAGAGAUGCCAUUGGGAAUUAGUAAUUUGAAGAAUCUUAUUGUCUUGUCCAAGUUUGUGGUUGGACAAGAGAAAGGUUCGUUGUUAAGGGAGUUAAGAAACUUGCCACAUCUUCAAGGUGAAUUAUCUAUAUCAGAAUUGCAAAAGGUGGAAGAAGUUAGAGAAGCACGUGAUGCUAAUUUGUCUGGAAAACACGGCCUUAGCAACUUAUUAUUGCAUUGGGAUGAAGAUUCUGGAAUUCUUAGGAAUGACAAGCGCGAAUCACAAGUGCUUGACUAUGUGCAACCUCACACUAAUCUCGAAAAUCUCACACUCUCAUACUAUCUUGGGGCAAUAUUCCCAUCAUGGUUAGAUGGUCCAUUCUAUUCUAAGAUAGUAUCUUUGUGCUUGCGGGGCUGUCGUAAUGUUACGUUGCUGCCUUCUCUUGGACAACUACCUACACUUAGAGAAUUAUCUGUCGAAGGUCUACAUGCAGUAAGGAUGAUAGGCUCUGAAAUUUACGAAAGUAAAAAGCCUUUUUCAUCCUUAACCACUUUGAAGUUCGAAGACAUGUUGGCGUGGAAGGAUUGGUCUCCUUAUGCCCAAGGGCCAGAAGAAGUCCCAUUCUCUUGUCUCCAGCAUCUUGUUGUCCGGAGCUGUCCUUCAUUGGUCGGGACAUUGCCUUGUCAACUUGAUCGUCUCAUAAAGCUUGAAAUCCGUUCUUGCCCGCAUUUGGAUAACUCUACCAAUGAGGUUUGUCUUCCAUCUCUCCGUGAGCUAUACCUUGAGGAUUGUAACAAGGAGAUCCUAAAGAUCUUGGUCAACCUAACUUCUUUGACUAUUCUUAGAAUUGAAAAUAUUGCUGAGCUUGUUUGCUUUGAUCAUGGGUAUAUGAGUGGCUUGGUCAAGCUAAAGGAGCUUCAUAUAGGAAGGUUUGACAAGCUAACAUACUUCUGGCAAGAUGGAAAUGAGAUGCUAAAUCUUGCUAGCCUCCAGGAAUUAGCCAUCGAAAGAUGCCCUCGUUUCACUUCUUUUGUGGCAGGAGAAGGAUAAAUAGAGCUACCUUGCAACCUUGAAAGGAUGGAAUUGAGGAAUUGCAUGAGUUUAGAAAAGCUUCCAAGCAAGAUGCGCGCACUGAGACGUUUGAGGAUUGAGUAUUGUCCGAAAAUAAAGGGACUAACCACUCAAUUUGCUGCUCUGAAGGAGCUUGAAAUAAGGGACUACGAGGGAGUGGAGUCGCUGGAACAGAUCAGCAUAGAAUCGCUAGAAUCUUUGAGUGUUUACGGAUGUAAGAAUCUGGGAAGCCUAUCACAGUGCCUUCGCGCGCUCUCCAAUCUCACUGAAUUAUAUAUCGAGGAAUGUCCAGCAUUGGAGAUAGAGGACUUCCCUGCCCUUCCCAUCACCCUCUCAUAUUUCUAUCUCGAUAAUUGUCCGAAGAUAAAGUCUCUACCAAGUCAGUGGCAUCAUCUUACAUCCCUCCAGAGGCUACACAUU
Molecule: messenger RNA, 4227 nt
Organism: Rhodamnia argentea
Lineage: Eukaryota; Viridiplantae; Streptophyta; Magnoliopsida; Myrtales; Myrtaceae
Product: putative disease resistance RPP13-like protein 1
Exons: 4
Coding region: 712-3786 (1024 amino acids)
Biological process (GO): defense response to other organism
Molecular function (GO): ADP binding
Source: RefSeq, a predicted model, not a curated record